CGAAAAAUGGCUGUGGGGAGCGAGGGCUGACUAGCGCCUGUCAAAUUGCGGGUUCUGCUCGCCUACGGUCACGUGCAGUGCCCUUUCCACAACGAAAAAAGAAUUACGGGACUGAGUCAGCAAAGCACACACACGUCGCCGAUUUUUUGCCUUGCCCGUUGUGUCUGGAACUUCGUGAUCUUUUUCAAGACCCGACAACACCAUCACCAAAUUCCGCCCUCUACGACAACCACUCCGGCAAAAUGGGUCACCCAGCGGGUCUUCGCGCGGGAACGCGCUAUGCGUUCAGCAGAAACUUCCGUGAGAAGGGUAUGAUCAAGCUCUCCACGUACCUUCGCCAGUACAGAGUCGGAGAUAUCGUCGACAUCAAGACCAACGGUGCCGUCCAGAAGGGUAUGCCUCACAAGGUCUACCACGGCAAGACCGGUGUCAUCUACAACGUCACCAAGUCCGCCGUCGGUAUCAUCAUCUACAAGAAGGUGAAGCACCGCUACAUCGAGAAGCGCAUCAACAUCCGCGUCGAGCACAUCUCCCCCUCCCGUUCGAGAGACGACUUCAUCCGCCGUGUCAAGGAGAACGCCGCCCUGAAGAAGAAGGCACAGGCCGAGGGCAAGGCCCUCACCCUCAAGCGCCUCCCUCUCAUGCCCCGUGAGGCCCGUACCGUCGACUUCAAGGAGAACAAGCCCCAGACGGUCACCCCUCUCCCCUACGAGACGACGAUUUAGAGUGUCUUUUGGGUGGUUUGUGGGUUCUUCUUUUGCAUGUGGUGUUUACGUGAGGAACGGAAGAAUUCUAGCAUGGAACGGCAUCACGUUUUCGGCAACGUCCAUAGGGAAUGGGAAAAAAAAGACCAAUGACACUUCAUCGUUCACACCUACACGAGGAAAUGCUACCUGUGAGACCCGUUGGCCCUUUUGCGAUCCUGCCGCGAUGCCUCGGGUCCUGUCAUUGUCAGGUCGGAGGCAUUGGCACAGGUUCUGGUGUAUGGUGUUGUGUGCUCGUGGGAAACAAGGUCAAUGCGAAAUGCCUGUGAAAGGCAGGCGAAUAGUUGGCCCUGCUGCCCGCCGGGCCCUCAUGAUACCCUCAGUCAAAUGAAGAACACGACCUAUGA
Molecule: messenger RNA, 1111 nt
Organism: Colletotrichum acutatum
Lineage: Eukaryota; Fungi; Ascomycota; Sordariomycetes; Glomerellales; Glomerellaceae
Product: ribosomal protein L21e
Exons: 3
Coding region: 243-725 (160 amino acids)
Biological process (GO): translation
Cellular component (GO): cytosolic large ribosomal subunit; ribosome
Molecular function (GO): structural constituent of ribosome
Source: RefSeq, a predicted model, not a curated record